Messenger RNA from Xenopus laevis (African clawed frog), 3182 nucleotides. RefSeq names its product inositol 1,4,5-trisphosphate receptor interacting protein L homeolog (gene itprip.L). Gene Ontology annotation, cellular component: plasma membrane; nuclear outer membrane; membrane. The transcript is spliced from 2 exons. The coding region runs from base 920 to 2545 and encodes 541 amino acids. The record is from RefSeq and is a predicted model, not a curated record. NCBI's taxonomy places the organism in Eukaryota, Metazoa, Chordata, Amphibia, Anura, Pipidae.
AGACUCCUGAGUAAUCCUUGAUCAGCGCUCCGCAGUGGUUUGGAAGAUUGUGGCAAGCAAAAUGACAGAUUUUUUAUUAUAUGGCACUCUCAUUUUACAGAUCUCACAUCAGCCAUUGGAGCUUACAAUCUAAUUUCCCUAUCACACUCACCAAACUAAUUAGAGUACAUACUUGGAUAACAUCCAUGCUCUAUGCGGGUAGUAUGUCAGAAAGGAACCUGGAAGCCCAGUGCUGUGAAUCAGUUGCUGAGCCCGUGCCACUGUUACAUGACAAGUACUGGGCAGCCUUACCCACUGUAUAGAGAGAGAAUUCCCUCUGUUCUCCUGGCACUCACCCACAGUCACAGAAUCCAGUCCUUAUACAUUAGUCAUACUUGUGUUACCAGGGCUGAUGUACACAGUAGUGCAGUAAAGCGAGAGGGUAAAAUGCCCCUCUCUCACACAGGGAAGAGUAGCUCAUACUGGGGGAAACUGGUGAAUAGACAAAACACGGCUCCAGUGAUAUCAGCAGGGAACUAUGCUCAGAAUUUUCCCAGUGCCCGGAAUGCAGGGAAUACUCAGGGGAGACAGAUUAGGAAAUAAGCAGAGAUGGUGGAAGGGGCACAGGGGGGCAGCUCUGUCCUAGACAAAAGGGUUGCACUAAAUUAUGCAACUAGGGGUGCUGUGUCAUUGCCCAACAAUCCCCAGACCAUGCCCUGAGUCUGCCAUGUCUGGCCCUGCUGGGUGCUGCCUACUGGGAUUUAAUGGCAGGGUGUGGGCAGGUAGGAUUUAGUUUGGCAGCUCCUUGUGUUCCUGCCCCUUCAGCAACAGAAUGAGCGCAUGGAGCAGUUUGGGUGGAGACAGAGCUACACCCUAAUAAUUACAGCACUGGGACCCACAGACUCCCAGUAUUCCCUGCAGAGCGAAGCAAAGGAUCACCAUGCAGUUUGGAAUUUUCAAGGUGUGCCUGGUGGUGGUCACAGCCAUCGUGAACCACCCUCUCCUCUUCCCAAAUGAGAACACAACUCUCCCUGCCACUGAUGAGCAGAUGAUCCAAAAAAUGAAGGAUCGGGAGGAAAGUCUGAAAGCGGAGCAAAUGCAUCUGGAACAGAUGUUCUCCAGUACUGUGAUGAAGGAGAAGAUGGAGGAAGGAGAGGACAGCGACAAAACAGAUGCUUCAGCAGAUGAGCCACCUUGGGAUUUCUGGAGUGCCCUGUCAAUGGUUAUUUUCUUGAUGAUUGAGAUAUGGAGGCAAGAUUUUCAGGAAGGCAAUGCUCAAGCUCCCAGUAAGGAAGAAGACGACCUUCCAUUCUUAGGCAACAACUGCCAAGGAGUAUCCCUACCGAAUAAGGCAGUCCUGGCUAUCUUUUAUGAGCAGUAUAUCCGAGUCACAACCCAUGAUGCUGUCAGGACUCGGGAGUUUGUGGAAGGCUUUGCAGAUGAUUUACUAGAGGCUUUAAGAAGCAGUUGUAACCGAGAUGAAGACAUGGAAGUGGAGGACAGCAUGUGUAUUGGAAGUAUGUAUGAAAACUGGAGAGUGAAGAAGCCUUUAACCUGUGACUUGAUAGUACCGUUUUCCCCACCAGAACCUUACCAGUUUAGAUGCCAACCUUGGAUCUUCAGUCCUUCAAUUUCUCCAGAAAAACAAGGCUGUGGAAUGAUUCAGGUCAUUGGGCCCGACGAUUUAUCUAGAGGUUGUGUUUGCGACAGGACCAAACUUGGAGAAGAUAUGCUAUGUCUUCUCCACAACCCAACAUCAAACAAGACAAAGGCAAUCAGGGACAUUGACCUGUUGUGUUCUAAGGAAACAGACUUCUUGGAUACCAACCAGGUCAUGAAAUGGUUCCAGUCAGCUGUAACAAAAGCCUGGGGUAAGAUUUCACAUAAGUAUGAUUUUGACCUGGCUUUCAGUCAGUUGGAUACUCCAGGGGCCCUGAGAGUGAAAUUCAGAUCUGGAAAGAUAAUCAACUUCAAUAUCACGCCGGUGGUACAGUUUGAGGAUUCAGACUUAUAUUUCUUAUCACAUUUCUCAAGUAGUUCAAGACCUCACGACUCCAACAUCCAGUGGGUUCUUUCCUUUGCAGUAUAUGAGAAAAGGUUCCUCAAGGAUAUUGCCAAGAAGCUUCCAGUUAAUUCCUGUCACCUGAGCUGCCUGCAAAUAGUGUCUUUUCUUCAUUCUAAACAGUGUCACAUCACCGGGUCAAGCGGUUUGACCACCUAUCAUCUAAAGACAGUGCUGCUUCAUCUUUUGCUUUCCCGACCAUUCUCUGACUGGGACGUUGUCAUGCUUGAGGAACGAUUGAGAGACAUGUUUGUAAUGCUGGAAAAGUGUCUGCUGGAGAAGAAGCUCUACCACUUCAUGGUUGGAAACCCUAAAUUACCAGGGAGUGUAAACAUUCCAGAAAGCUUCCAUUUUGCAGAACCCCUUAACCUUUUCCGCUCAUUUGUCCUCAACCGAGACCUCUAUCAGAAGACACUGGUCAUGUUCUAUGAGAUGCUGAAAAACGCCACUGUUUUGAUAAAUGAGUACAGCUUGAGACUACCCUCCUCUUCUUUGAACAAGUAAUCUCACUUAUGCCCCCAGGGUGGGGAAAGUAAUAUGCUUUACAUAUAGUUGCAUUCAGUGAAUGCUCCUUGACAACUGGCUAUGGAGCACUGAAGGGCACACACUGUAUAUAAUGGCAUUGUGGUAUGUAACAAAUAACUGUGGGUUCAAAUACUCACAAGAGUAAAGGGGCUGAGCAGGGUGGUGCAAGUAACCAAAAAGCAAUAAUGCUGCUGCCUGGAGAAAGGAGGGAUAAUAAUUUGUGUUUAGAGAAUUUUGUGUAGCUCUUAAGGUGUAUGUAAUACAGGUGGUCAGUUCUGGGGAACCCAGUGGUGGGUAACUUAACUGAUAUCCUGAAAUAACUUAACUGAUAUCCUGAAAAACCCCUUAGAAGAGGGCCACAAUAUUAUCAAUACUUUGUAUUUAUUGGCCUAAAUGUGCCAGUAGUUAGCAUCAUCAAUGGCUCUGAGCUUAUGUUUUUAUAAAGGGGAAGAACACCUAAAAGUUAGCAUUUAGUAUAGAGUAAAUAGUAGGAUUCAAUACAAUUUAAAUUUACAUUCUUUGCUCUUGUUUUAUAGUUGGCCCCAACAGUUUCAGUUGUAUGCUGGAAAAAGUAAAAGAAGGCUAAUAAUUAAAAAUAAAGCUGAAAAGUUGUUGA